Messenger RNA from Pseudomyrmex gracilis, 4620 nucleotides. RefSeq lists its product as uncharacterized. Lineage: Eukaryota; Metazoa; Arthropoda; Insecta; Hymenoptera; Formicidae. Bases 95 to 3208 code for a protein of 1037 amino acids. The transcript has 20 exons. The record is from RefSeq and is a predicted model, not a curated record. Gene Ontology annotation, molecular function: kinase activity; protein binding.
CAUUGAAAACGGAUGUGACGCUAGCAUUCGUGACAAAAAAGGUCAUCCGGCUGCUUAUUAUUUGGAACACCCCACGGAAAUCGAACUUCCAGAGAUGGAAAUGAUGUCUCGAAGAAGAAAAAGUACCGGGAAGGAUUCUCUGGAUUUCAAGCCUUCUAACAUCAGAAUAUGGAUACACAACAAAGAUAUUGGGAAAUUACAGCAAGUGUUGUGGGAGGGACAUGGAUUGAAACUUCGAUGCGAGACCAGCAACAAUCCUCGAAUCAGAAAAUUCUUGGAAGCUGUGCCUUCUAUUAUGAGCACAAUAAAAGAUAUUCAUACAGCAGUUGUUAAUAACGAUUUGGAAGAGUUCAAAAAGAAAAUGGAAGAACCUAUUUCGCCUAUUAUUCUAUGCGCCAAGGACUCGAAUGGUUUAAAUGUCCUACACAAGGCCGCUGGUUUGGGAUACAUCGACAUCGCGCGUGAGAUUCUCGACAAACAUCCCGCAACAAUAGCGGGCCAGGAUAACGAAGGUAAAACCCCGCUGCAUUACGCAGCUGCACUUAAGGAUGACAGCGCCAUGUACGAUCUCCUAGUGGAGCAUGGAGCCGACGAGAGUAAAUUAGACAAUAGGCAAAAAGCGCCCGCGUUUUACAAGAAUCGUCCUUCGGACGUGGAUCUGUCGAACUUGUCGGUGAUACCGGAGGCGCCGCGAGUUUCCGGCACGUAUCCGAAAAAUUGGGAUUGGAAAUUCCUGGAAGUAGGACAGGCUGUCGCGCGAGGAAUGAAGAAGGUAGUUAGUAACAGCGACGUAGACAGCGCUUUUGGUAGUGCCGAAUCCACAAUGAAGGAUUCAAACGAGAAGAUUAAAAGAGCUGAUGACGAGCAACACGAAGAGGCCGAGACUCCAAACGGAGACGAAGACGAGGCACAGCAUGGAGAGGAGGACGAAGCACAGCACGGAGACGAGGACGAGGCAGAGCAUGGAGAUGAGAACGAGGCAAACGACGAGGAUGAGAAUAAUGAGGAACAUAACGAGGAAGCCGCGAAUGAGAAUGAGGAACAGCAGGAGGAUACAGAAGCGGCGGAGGAAGAGCCGAAAGCGGAUGAUGCCGAGGAAAAGGCGUCUUCGGACGAUGACGUGGUAACCGGACCUGUUGCGGAAUCAAUGAAAGACGAGGAGGACGGGCCUGAGGCGGUCGCUGAUGAGAUAGGAAUCGACGAGGAAUCUCUAAAAAUCGAGGAAAUCGCCGCUGACGAAGAAACCGCUAUCGAGCACGAAGAGAGAAACGAGACGAGCACCGGCGACUCGGGCGUCGAGGACCCGGCGCAAGACGAGGAGCAGCAGGUGAUCGUUGGUGAACAUAAGGAGCCGGCGGAGGUAGAAUUAAACGAGGGUAGCAUGGCCCGGGAUCCGGAAGUGGAUAAACUCUUGGAGACCGGGAAUAUGGAACAAUUGGCGGCUCUAGUUCUCAACGGCGAAGGCCGACGAUUAGUCGGACGACAAUCCGGAAAUCCGGAGCUCCAGGCGUUCAUUGACAAUGUUCCGUCUUACAUGGGAAAAAUCCAUGCUGUGCACAUGGCAGCGCGAGAAGGUAACCUUCGUGAUCUGCAAAGCGCGCUGGAUCGGCGCAAAUUCGCGAUUGCGCGAGACGAAUCGUCACCGCAUGGCGCAACGCCAUUACACGUAGCCGUUGUAUUUGGCAAUACUGCCGUAAUCAGGUAUCUGGCAGGAAGGUUUCCAGAAACCGCCCAUGCGAUCGAUCUUGACGGACGCACUCCGUUACAUUAUGCGGCAACGCUCGCGGACAACGGUCAUUAUUACAAUCUCUUGUUGCAUCUGGGAGCCAAUCCUUUAGUACAGGACAACUUCGGACAUAAGGCGGAUUAUUACAAGCAAAACCAAAGCGACAUGUCGCACAAAAAACUUCUUCGCGAUUUCGGAGCCAGCGAAAAACUCGCCGACGAAAUGCUGACAGAUAAAGACAACAACAAUCCGGCCGUCCCUCAAAUGUCGCUUCCCGGAGAUGAUAUCUACUCCGCCCGGCGAGAUGUGAGCGAACCGGAGACUCUAGCUAUCCUGGAGCGAUGUUUCCGGCUGUUGGCGGGCAAUCGGCGAUCGUCAGCGCAGAAGACGCCGUCGAACGCCGAUGACAGCGAAGUUGACAUCCCAAUCUUUCGCACAGAGGAAGGUCGUUAUUUAGCAUCAUCAUUAGGUGAUCCUUUAAUUAAAGGAUUAACGGAAGUUGCUAACGCUCGUCCAAAAGAUCCGAUCACAUACCUUGCGACAUAUUUGUACAACUUCGCCAGCAAGAACAAGACUAACGAUCAGGAAUCUGAUGUCCUCAUUAUACCUGAUCGACAAGAAGAGAAUUUGGAGAAUAUCGAGAAUGAAAAUAUAGAUGACGACGCCGGUUAUCCUCGAAGUCCGGAUUCAGACAUACCUGAAUCUACAUUUAGCAAUCCUAAUAGAGAUGAACACGGACAAAGCAUGAUCCAUUUUGCGGCAGUACGUUCAUAUUCGAAAGACGGCUUGUACCAUCUGCUAUUAGAAACCCAGGUGAACAUUGGUUUUAGAGACGAAUUGUAUCGAACAGCCAGAGAUGUUGCCGAACAGGCGAAUAUUCAAGAGAACGUCAGCGAGAUUGAUCGCUUCGUUGUUUAUCUCGCGGCAAGAGGUGAGACGGAAAAAUUAGUCGAACUUUUACUGGAAGGCUAUGAUCACAUUUUGGACGCCGAAGAUGAUGAAGCGAACAUUAUUGAUGUUGCCGCGCAAAGAGGACACGAAGCUACUGUACAAUUUUUACAAUCAAUCCCCAAUUACGUGAACCAACGCGAGGAAGUACAUGCUGCAAUUCGAGCGAAUGACGAAGAUCGAGUAAAGGAACUUUUAAAUAAGAAUAACGGAGGUGGAAAAUUACUGGCUGUUGGGAAAAAUUCGAUCGGUCGAUGUGCAUUGCACAUUGCCGUACUUCAAGAGAAUGAAGAGAUCGUUAAAUUCAUUGCAAAAACAUAUCCGGAAACAUUACGCAUCGGCGAUAACUUGGAAAGAACUGCACUUCACUACGCAAUGGGCGUGCCGUCCGUAGAAGUUUUAAGUAACAUAUUAAUUAAGGCAGGCGCAAAACGUAUUGUCAAAGAUUUGAAAUCUCGGCAGCCUUCGUAUUACUUUAUGAAUAAGUCUGAUAUCGAGCAACUUCAAGAAGAAGAAAAAUCCAUGAUUAUAUAAGUUAUAUAAUGUACUUAUAUAGAUUCGUAAUGAUAUGAAGACACUAUAAUCAUUACACUAUAGUCAUACAUUUUAUUGACAUGUUUACGUCAAAGCCGAGAAAAAGCUAGUCAUUAAUAUUACGCAAAACACGCGUACUUGAAACAGUGUGUACAGACUAAUAACACAUCUAAUGAUUGACACUUUAAAGACCUGAUUAAUUUGUUUUCAAGAGUGCCAACUAUAACUAUAAUUAAAUGACUCUAAAAUAAAAAAUAUUGCCGUAAAAAACAUAAGAAAUAAACUCCAGAUGCUGACAGACAGAAAUGGAGACACGGGUUUUUACCUGAAAGCAUCUGUCUUUCUCUUUUGACUCACUUCUUUUUUCACACGCGCAAUCCAUUUCUUAUAUGUCUGUGAUGAAAAAUCAAAAUUGCUAAAACGUCACGUAAAAAAUGACCAUAGACAAAAAUGUUAACACAACUAGAAAAAAUUAAUAAGUGCCAAUCAUUAGAGAAAUGCUAACUAGAUUCGGUUACUCUAUAUCACUUGUACAAUAUUUCACAGAAUUUUAAAUGUUUUUUUUUUUUCAGAAUAAAAUUUUACAGUAGAACUCCAGUAAUUUCGAACACAUGAGACCGCGCGCAUUCUUCCUAGAAAAUCGAAAUUAUUUCUUAUUUAGCGACGAACUGAUAGCAAGAGACAAAAGAUAUGUUUCUUUUACUCUUAUACUCUUGCACUCGAGAAGCGCGUUAUCAGCGCUAUUGGAUUAUUCUAUCUUUUAUAUCUUAUAUCUUUUAUAUCUAAUGAGCGAUAAAGAUAAAAUGAUGCGUCAUAACUGCACCAAACCCAGAAUGAUGCAAUAGCGUAAAUGAGCGCGCUCCUCGAAUGCAGCCUUAGAGUGAAGAGAGAAAUAGACGCGCAUUCCACGAAUUGCACUUAAAAAUAUUAGAGAAUCAUCACUAAUAAUAAAAUCUAUUGGCCUGCCCAUAAGGGAGAAAUCAAAAUUUUGAUGCUCAAAAUUAUUAGAGAGUUCUACUGUAAUUAAUAUUAGAAGAAAAACCUCAUCUUUUGUAAUUAUAAGAAAGGCGUUUUUAUUUCAUUGUUUUGGUUUUAAACAUCUAGCUAUCUCUGGCUUUCUCUUAUUUAAUAUAUUAUAAAAUCUUGUAUUAUUCGCUUUUGUGUCGGUCCUAGUUAAGAAGAGUUCGAGAAUAUUAGCAUUAUGCAUAAUCGAAAAUAGGGUAUGUGAGUUCAUAAAUUGUGUAUGAAAUACUUCAAAAGUGUUGAGAAGUUAGUACCUUACGAAUAAAUGUAACGAGACUGCAAUGUAGUAUCAUUAUUUCAUUAAGUUAGAUUCGAGGAAAUAUAUUUGCACGAGUACUGAUUUUAGAAAGUGAAAAAAAACUCCCAGAGAAGAUUCAGAAAAAUAAAAU